UCGGCGAUCGUCGCGCGCGCGAGCCGACGCGCGGCGCGCGCGCUCGAGUCGCGCGCGCGUCCGUCGCGCGCGCUCGACGGAUGGGCGCGCGACGGAUGGGCGCGCGCGGCGACGGCGACGGCGACGGCGACGGCGACGGCGACCGGUCCGACGACGCGCGUCGAGCGCGGACGCGCGAGCGCGACGUCGGCGAGCGACGACGCGGCGGUCGGGCUCAAGGCGCGCGUCGCGGCGGCGCUGGAGCGCGCGAACGCGCGACUGCGGGCGAUCAAGCGGGCGCACGGGGACCGCGUCGUGGGCGAGGUGACGGUGAACAUGGUCGCGGGAGGGAUGCGAGGGAUCACGGCGAUGCUGUACGAGACGUCGCUGUUGGACGCGGAGGAGGGGAUACGGUUCCGAGGGCGCGCGAUUCCCGAGCUGCGGGAAAAGUUGCCGAAGGCGCGGGGGGGCGAGGAGCCGCUGCCGGAGGGAAUCAUGUGGUUGAUGCUGACGGGGGAGAUUCCGAGCGAGGCGCAGGUGAGGACGCUGAGCGCGGAGCUGGCGGCGCGCGCGGAGGUGCCGAAGGCGGUUUUCGACGCGCUCGACGCGCUGCCGAAAAACGCGCAUCCGAUGACGCAGCUGAGCGUCGCGCUGAUGGCGAUGCAACCGGAGAGUAAGUUUGCCAAGGCGUAUCAAGACGGCGCGCACAAGACGACGUUUUGGGAGCACGCGUUCGAAGACUCGAUGGAUAUCAUCGCUCGUUUACCCGCGGUGUGCGCGGCGAUCUACAGGCGAACGUUCAAGGAUGGGACGCUCGUCGCCGCCGACGCGAGUCUGGACUGGGCGGCGAACUUCGCGCACAUGAUGGGGCACGAUUCCGAGGCCGUGAAGGAGCUCAUGCGGUUGUACAUGACCAUUCACGUCGACCAUGAGGGCGGGAACGUGUCGGCGCACGCCACGCACCUGGUUGGGAGCGCGUUGAGCGAUCCGUACCUCUCGCUCGUCGCCGGCUUGAACGGCCUCGCCGGCCCGUUGCACGGCUUGGCGAACCAAGAGGUGCUGAAAUGGCUCAACGAGACGCGCGAAAAAGUUGGCGACAACGCGACGAAGGAAGAACUCACUGAGUUCGUGUGGGCGACGCUGAAGAGUGGCAGGGUCGUUCCGGGAUACGGCCACGGCGUGUUGCGAAAGACGGAUCCGAGAUACACGUGUCAGCGCGAGUUCGCGCUCAAGCACUUGCCCGACGAUCCGAUGUUCAAGCUCGUGGGUAAGCUCUUUGAAGUCGUCCCGGGCGUGCUCACCGAGACUGGUAAAGUGAAGAACCCGUGGCCCAACGUCGACGCGCACUCGGGCGUGUUGCUUCAAUACUACGGCAUCACCGAAGCAAACUUCUACACCGUCUUAUUCGGUGCCUCGCGCGCUAUCGGCGUCUUGAGCCAACUCACGCUGUCUCGCGGGUCUGGAUACCCCAUCGAACGCCCGAAAUCCGUCACGUCGCAGUGGAUCGAGGAAAAGUUUGGCAAAGUCGAGGCGUAG
Molecule: messenger RNA, 1515 nt
Organism: Ostreococcus lucimarinus CCE9901
Lineage: Eukaryota; Viridiplantae; Chlorophyta; Mamiellophyceae; Mamiellales; Bathycoccaceae
Exons: 1
Coding region: 316-1515 (399 amino acids)
Biological process (GO): citrate metabolic process; carbohydrate metabolic process; tricarboxylic acid cycle
Cellular component (GO): mitochondrial matrix
Source: RefSeq, a predicted model, not a curated record